Anastrepha ludens (Mexican fruit fly) is the source of this 929-nucleotide messenger RNA. RefSeq lists its product as uncharacterized. Gene Ontology annotation, cellular component: nuclear body. The transcript is spliced from 3 exons. Gene Ontology annotation, biological process: positive regulation of DNA-templated transcription. Bases 200 to 799 code for a protein of 199 amino acids. The record is from RefSeq and is a predicted model, not a curated record. Lineage: Eukaryota; Metazoa; Arthropoda; Insecta; Diptera; Tephritidae.
UGAUUGCAAUUUGUCAAUAUGACAUUUGAUUGACGUUUAAUAUUUUUCGUGUGGUAAGCGUUUGUGCGCGCAAAAUAUAAAAUUAAAGUUCUUGAUUUGGAGUUGGCGUUUUAGCUCUUAAGCUGGCCAAAUAAGUCUUCAAUCUUUCCUCAGAAAUACUGAAGCAACUUAAACACCAAAAAAAAAAAAAAAAAUUUUAAUGGAAAACAUUAAAAAAUCUAAAACUAUUUGGCUUCCUUCUGCGGACGAAGCAUUUCUAGAUAUAUGGGGUGAGAAGGCAGCUGAAUUGCGAGGUCCACGCAAGAACUCACAUAUAUAUGCGGAGAUGGCUCAGUCGCUGGGAGUUCUUGGACAUGAGGUCCGUCCAAUUGACAUUAAAUAUAAAAUUCACAAUUUCACAAUGAAAUAUAGAAAAUGCAAAGCAGAACAAGGGACAGGAUGUUCUCCUGUUUCUUGGAAGCACUACCAGAGGGUUCACCAAAUAAUAGGAAGCGAUAGAGUAAAUAAUGUUGAUGCGGUCGUUGUGGAUAGUAUAACAGGCAUGCCUGAUUCGGUUGCUUCGCCAGCUCCAUCACUUUCGCCAAUAUCGUCUGCUUCAUUUUCAUUUUCGCCACCAUCGUCUCCAGCACUGAACGAAGCUUCCGCUUCUGCGAAAGUAAGUGAAUUAAACGAAACGAUUAAAUCUGCUAUGACGGAAAACAAUAAAUUAACUGCUGAGUUAAUUGAUAUCGAGAAAAAAAAGGUUGCUGCUAUUGAGUUAUUGACAAAAAGUGUGGUUAGUUUCUUGGAGAGAAAUUAAUUAACUAAAACUUAUAAAUCCUUUGAAAUAUUGUUUGUGAAAGUGCUUAAAAAUUAAUAUGUGAAAUGAUAUUUAAGUUUUAAUGAAUUGUGCCUUUUAAAGUUGCACUAUGUGCCUACUACUAUCUUUU